Molecule: messenger RNA, 2462 nt
Organism: Eleginops maclovinus (Patagonian blennie)
Lineage: Eukaryota; Metazoa; Chordata; Actinopteri; Perciformes; Eleginopidae
Gene: scarb1
Product: scavenger receptor class B, member 1
Exons: 14
Coding region: 197-1720 (507 amino acids)
Biological process (GO): plasma lipoprotein particle clearance; cholesterol efflux; recognition of apoptotic cell
Cellular component (GO): cytoplasm; caveola
Molecular function (GO): lipid binding; low-density lipoprotein particle binding; scavenger receptor activity
Source: RefSeq, a predicted model, not a curated record
ACAGCAACAAUAGCAGCAGAGCGAUUAUAUGGAUCUGAGCAGUUCUGAAGCCGGACCGACCCUAAACGUUAACCUGAAGCUAGAGUAAAUGCCACAGUGACAGCUCUCUGUAGUCUGUCAGGAUCAGCCCUUAGCAGAGCAUCUCUCCGGAGCCGAACACACUGCUGUCAGCUGUCAACAACAACAAUAACAAGCCAUGGCGAUAAAUAAAGCUAAAGUGGCGGUGGGCUUCAUAGUGUCCGGGGUCCUCAUGGUGUUCUUCGGGUUGGUUUUAACUUUUGUGGGGCCGAUAAUCAUCGACGACCAGGUGGUGAAGAACACGGUGAUCGACCCGAAGAACAGCAUGUCGUACACCAUGUGGAAGGACGUCCCGGUGCCCUUCUUCAUGUCUGUCUACUUCUUCAACGUCCUGAACCCUCAGGAGGUCCUGCGAGGGGAGAAGCCCAUGGUGGAGCAGAAAGGGCCCUUUGUGUACAGGAAACGGAUCCAGAAAGACAACAUCACGUUUCAUGACAACGGAACAGUCUCUUACAGAGAGUACAGGCGGUAUUACUUUGAGCCGACCAUGUCCUCUGGGACCGAGGCCGACGUCGUCACGAUACCAAACAUGUUGGUGCUGGGUGCAGCAGUGAUGAUGGAGAAGCUCCCGUACGCCGUGCGGUUGAUGAUCAGCGCCUCCUUCAAGACAUUCAAAGAGGGACCCUUCCUCAGCAAGACGGUGGGGGAGCUGAUGUGGGGCUACGACAGCGGCCUGGUGGACUUCCUCAAUAAGUGGCUGCCCGGCAUGCUGCCCUCAACGGGGAAGUUCGGCCUCUUUGCUGAAUUCAACAACUCCAACACCGGCCUGUUCACCAUCUUCACCGGGAAAGACGACAUCAGGAAGAUCCACAAAGUCGACUCCUGGAACGGACUGACGGAGCUGAACUACUGGAAGACCCCUCAGUGCAACAUGAUCAAUGGAACAGCUGGACAGAUGUGGCCUCCAUUCAUGACCAGAGAGAGCACCUUGCCUUUCUACAGCCCCGACGCCUGCAGAUCCAUGGAGCUCGUGUACCAGCGUGACGGCAAGCUGCAGGGAAUCCCUCUCUACAGAUACGUCGCUCCGAAGACACUGUUUGCUAACGGGACGGAUUACACUCCGAACCAAGGAUUCUGUCCCUGCAGACAAUCCGGCCUGCUGAACGUCAGCAGCUGCAGACACAACUCUCCAGUGUUCAUCUCUCACCCUCACUUCUUCAACGCUGAUCCUGUGCUGCUGGACUUUGUGCAGGGACUCAAUCCAACGGAGGAAAAGCACGGCCUCUUCAUAGACAUCCAUCCAAUGACGGGCGUUCCUCUGAACGUAUCCAUCCGCCUGCAGCUCAACCUCUACAUGAAGACGGUGUCAGGAAUCACAGAAACUGGCAAGAUCUCCGAGGUGGUGAUGCCCAUGAUCUGGUUUGAGGAGAGUGGAUAUAUAGACGGUCCGAUCCUCAAAACGUUCCACACCAACCUGGUGAUCCUUCCGGCGGUGAUGGAGUUCAUGCAGUACGGCUUCAUCGCGCUGGGCGUCGCCACCAUCAUCAUCGCCUCGCUGAUGCACCACAAGUUCAAGAGGGCUUGGACAAAUGUGAAAAUGACAUCCACAGGAGUGGACAACCCCGGGGCGUCCUUUAAUGAGUGGGCUAAAGGAGGCGAAGAAAAAAAGGACAAAUGUGACAUAAAUAAUUCAGAUAAAUGAAUGUAAAGAUGGCUGCACAUCAGAGGAAAACACAAGCACUGGAGAGAAAGACCCUCUACUACAAGACCACGACUGACACACACACACACACACACACACACACACACACACACACACACACACACACACACACACAAACACACUCCCAGUAUUUUGAAACCCUUGGUGCUCGUCUCGUUAUAUUUCAAUGACAUAUUUUUUACUUUUCUGUGAAGUUUAUGACUCUCGCACUUUCACUCCGAUAAACGUCUUUGGGGGUCGAGGCUUUCUGAGUUUUUACGGCCAAAAGAAAGUGAAGAUGUCGCCACUUUAAAACCACUUAUUACUCUAAGAACUUUCACAAAGAACCAACAACACUAUUUCCAGUGUCCUCAAUUUCCUCCGCUCGGUGUUCGAUGAUCUGAAACACUUCUACUGAGAUUCAAAGAGGUGUUUCUGCGUCGACGACCAGGGAACGAUCGUGCGGCGAAGCUGUGGAUUUCUACUACCACUGUGCCUUCAUGGAGGGGGAAGCACUGCUCUGCAUCUCCGGUGCAUCGCGGACCUCAGAGUUUAUGGAAAAUGCAGAACGCAACACUCCUCUGUGGACCAGGGAGUCGAGCAGAGCGCACGCAUUCCUGUUUGUUUACUACUGUCUUCUGUAAAGGUGUGAAUGCUUUGUCUUGACGUGAAUUAUGUGUAAAAUAUGAAGUGAAUGAGUGAAGAGAAACCUGGAGGUAAUAAAUGUGCCUUUUGUUUGAAA